This is a messenger RNA of Spea bombifrons (plains spadefoot toad), 1462 nucleotides long. It is a transcript of the gene SH2D2A, whose product is annotated as SH2 domain containing 2A. NCBI's taxonomy places the organism in Eukaryota, Metazoa, Chordata, Amphibia, Anura, Pelobatidae. The record is from RefSeq and is a predicted model, not a curated record. The coding region runs from base 50 to 1462 and encodes 470 amino acids. Gene Ontology annotation, cellular component: cytoplasm. The transcript is spliced from 8 exons.
UCACUCAUUCCUCACUUACACCGAACCUCCUGUUAUCAGAACAAAUCCAAUGGAGUCCGACUACCAGGAAGAGUUUCCACCAAUCUCCUUCACAACAUUCAAAGCAUUGUCGAAGGACAACCACGAGCCGUCAGGUGUUGUUUCUACAGAGAUGAGCCAAGAAAUGCACGCCAGAGCUACAGAUGUUACAUUUCACAAUAACCAUUCAUUUAAUGAUCACCACCACAAAGAAAUGCCAAGGAAACUUGACGGCUCCUUGAAAGAGCAAACGCAUCAAUGGUUCCAAAACACUCAAAGGGCACAGAUGGUCAAGCAGGGGCAAUUUCCAGACUGGUUUCAUGGAUUUCUUACCCGAAGACGUGCCGAGGAAAUAUUGCAGGAUAAGCCACUGGGGUGCUUCCUCGUCCGAUUUUGUGAAAGUAGGGUUGGAUACGUGCUUUCCUACAGGGGUAGUGAACGAUGUCGUCAUUUUAUGCUGGACCAGUUGGGAAAUGGGCAGUACGUCAUAGAGGGAGAGAAAAUUGCUCACUCCCACCUCGAAGACUUAGUGACUCAUUACCGUUCGUAUCCCGUGGAACCCUACAACGAACUGCUUACGACUGCCUGCGUUAUGGUUCGCACAAAGCUGAGCCCUGGUGACCCUUUGAAAAGCCUUUGUGAAGCACCUGGCGAGGUCAAAACAUAUAGUAGUAUCUACAAACCAGCCAGAAGUCCUACAGAGAAGAAGCCCACCCUGACCACAUCCCUAGAAGGAAAGAAAAGUCUCCUUUCUGAAGGGAAAAUAAAGGUGGAGCAGAUCAUGCAUCCGUUCUUCAAGAACACAUCUGAAAUCCAUGAAAAAGAAUCCAGGAAAUAUUCAGAUCCCGAAGACCUGGCUCACGCCUACAAGCCAACAAAGAUGGCAUCUGGCUCCGAUAUGCAUUCUUUGAUGGAAAUAUGCCCUCCAGAAAAGGAUUAUGCUACAAUGGAGGAAUUCCAUACUUACGCUGACCCAACACCGUGCGGGAGACGGGCGAGAGACGUUUUUCAUGAGGCGGACGAAACAAUUGCUUUUUAUGCUAUAGGACGAGGCUCUUGCAAGGACAACCAUGACAACGUUUAUUCCGAGGUGGAUAACCGUUCAGCUGGAUCAGACAGAUUCGGAGCCAAAAUGUGUAGAGAGGAGGUAUCGUCCACCCUUCCCCAUCCCGCAAAGAGAGUGCCACAAAAUAAAGCCACAUCAUUCCAUUCUUCACUCCGAAUGAAAAAGUAUUUAACUCCGUCAUCACAAGAGCGUUACAAGUCCCCAGGGAAAGCAGCCAAAUUUUUCCUCAGCAGCCAGCCAAAACUGAAUACGCAGUUCGAUGAUCCAGCUUACGGAUACAGCGCUUCGUGCGGAGGAGAUCAAGGCUCUCAGGAUGACCGGUUAGAAGUAGAGAACAUCUAUGAAAGAAUUCCAGAAUGCCUUCAAGCCAAGAAGUAA